Hemiscyllium ocellatum (epaulette shark) is the source of this 2046-nucleotide messenger RNA. Its product is annotated as cytotoxic granule associated RNA binding protein TIA1-like. The transcript has 13 exons. Bases 216 to 1442 code for a protein of 408 amino acids. NCBI's taxonomy places the organism in Eukaryota, Metazoa, Chordata, Chondrichthyes, Orectolobiformes, Hemiscylliidae. The record is from RefSeq and is a predicted model, not a curated record. Gene Ontology annotation, cellular component: cytosol. Gene Ontology annotation, molecular function: mRNA binding.
ACUCUCGGGGUGUCCGUGGAGUUUAUUUUUACCCCCUAUAGCCCCUUUCCCCCUCCUCCCCCCCCCCCAACCCCCCUCCCGGCUCGGAGCAGGCGAAAACCUCCCUCCCUCCCGCCUUUUGCUGUUGGGCUUCGCUCCGUCGCAGUUCUCGACAUAAAACCAAACGGAGAGAGAGAGAGAAAAUAAAGACCCCGAGCCUGAGUGACGCUCCCGCCAUGAUGAUGGAGGACGACGGGCAGCCGAGGACCCUCUACGUGGGAAAUCUCUCCAGAGAUGUGACAGAAGCUCUCAUUCUUCAACUUUUCAGUCAGAUUGGACCAUGCAAAAGCUGUAAGAUGAUUGUUGAGACUGGCAAUGAUCCAUAUUGCUUUGUGGAAUUUUAUGAGCACCGGCAUGCAGCAGCAGCAUUGGCAGCGAUGAAUGGACGGAAGAUUAUGGGUAAGGUUGAGGUGUCACAGUUAGCUGUAAUGUCCUUUGCCCCACAUCCUGCUUCUUCAGUCUCACAAAUGCAUUCAGCUACACACCACAAAACAGAAGUCAAAGUGAACUGGGCAACAACUCCAAGUAGCCAGAAGAAAGACACAAGUAAUCAUUUCCAUGUAUUUGUUGGUGACUUAAGUCCAGAAAUCACCACAGAAGAUAUAAAAGCAGCAUUUGCACCUUUUGGAAGAAUAUCCGAUGCGAGAGUGGUCAAAGAUUUGGCAACUGGAAAAUCCAAAGGGUAUGGCUUUGUGUCCUUCUACAAUAAGUGGGAUGCGGAAAACGCCAUUCAACAGAUGGGAGGGCAGUGGCUUGGAGGAAGGCAGAUCCGAACAAACUGGGCAACCCGCAAGCCUCCUGCCCCAAAGAGUACAUCAGAGCCAAAUACCAAACAGCUGUCCUACGAGGAAGUUGUAAAUCAGUCCAGUCCCAGCAAUUGUACAGUCUAUUGCGGUGGCAUAGCAGCUGGACUUACAGAACAACUCAUGCGCCAGACAUUUUCACCCUUUGGACAGAUCAUGGAGAUCAGAGUGUUUCCUGAGAAAGGGUAUUCGUUUGUACGCUUCUCAUCACACGAAAGUGCUGCACAUGCGAUCGUCUCAGUCAAUGGAACCACCAUAGAAGGACACAUUGUCAAGUGUUACUGGGGCAAAGAGACGCCUGAUGGAAUGGGCCAAUUCCAGCAGCAAAAUCAGAUGGGUUAUGCCCAGCCUUGGAGCCAGUUUGGCCAGUGGUAUGGGAAUACUCAGCAGUUCGGCCAAUAUAUGCCCAACGGCUGGCAGAUGCCACCUUACGGAGUUUAUGGGCAAGCCUGGAACCAACAAGGAUUCAGAGUGGAUCAGACACCGUCCACUGCCGCAUGGAUGGGUGCUAACUAUGGAGUCCAGCCUGCACAAGGUCAAAGUCCCAGUGUGAUAACCAACCAAGCAGGAUUUGGCAUGGCAGGCUAUCAGACCCAGUGAGCAGAAAGGACUCUCUCUUCCUACCUAUAGCCAGUGGUUUCCUGCCGCAGCGGACACGUCAAGCCUUUGUUUACUUAAAAGAUUUUUUUUUUCAAAAGCUAGAUCAAUGAAACAUGUCAACUGCGUUGUAUUUAUUUUAAAAGGAAAACAAUUCAUUUUAGAAAUCAUGGAAAUUUGUCUCAUCCAAGCUUCUGUCUCAAGAUGCUGGAUGUCUGCCAAUUUUGGUGUCCAGUUUUCUUCAAAAAAAAAAUUAAAAUCUGUUUCCUGUGUCCCUUGGAGAAAAUAAACAAAAGCAGGGAUUUCUAAGUAAUGCGGCCACUGUUCUAAAAAGAGGCGGGCAAAUUGCACAAUACUAGAUGCCGUGUUUCUAUUGCAGAUGCUGGGCAGUUCAGUUUUGCAUUCCACACGUUUGAUUUUGAAGUGUCAAAUUUAAUAAUCCUAUGUUUUCCACCUUUUUAUUGUGCAAGGCCAUACUUGGUAAAUGUAGGAGGUUGUUCAAAACGCGAAACUCUUUGGAACACGGAAAAACAAACGUGGAGUCCCUGGAGCUUCUCAGCAUGUACACAGCAUAGUUUAAGGCAAUGAAAUACUAUCGUAAAAUGUU